Molecule: messenger RNA, 3535 nt
Organism: Panicum virgatum (switchgrass)
Lineage: Eukaryota; Viridiplantae; Streptophyta; Magnoliopsida; Poales; Poaceae
Product: putative disease resistance protein RGA3
Exons: 3
Coding region: 870-3527 (885 amino acids)
Molecular function (GO): ADP binding; protein binding
Source: RefSeq, a predicted model, not a curated record
UCCCACAUACACUGCAGCAGCCAGCAUCCCUUGUGAGUUGUUCUGGUCAGCGCCGGCCACGAGAUGGCAAGCGCCGUUGGCGGGCUGAUGGCCAGCAAGCUUGCCGAGCUUGUCUGGGAUGAGGCUACCCUGUUGUGGAGAUUCAAGGACGGCGUGGAUGGCUUGAAGAGGACCAUGGUGAAGCUGCAAGCUUUGAUGCGCCAUGCUGACCGGAGGGAGGGCCAGGAUGAAGGAGAGAGACGAGAGAUCAUGCGGGUUUGGAUGAAGGAUUUCAAGGCUGCAGCCUACGACAUUGAGGACUUGCUGGAUGAGUUCGACGCUAUUGAACUCAUUAAGCAGGACCAACCCAAGAUUAAGCUAUUCUUUUCAUCCUACAAUCCAUUCCUGUUGCGGUUUACAAUAGCUCACAAGAUGAAGAAGGUAAAGGAAGUUUUAACCAACAUAGAGAAAGAGGGUUGUCGAACCCUUGAUCUGGUGCCCCAAGAUACAUCAAUGUGGGCUGAUGAGGUGGCUAGAAAUCAAGCUACUAUUUCACCCACCAAUGGGGGCAUCGACAUUAUUAGAAUGGUAGGAAGGGAUACUGAAAAGAAAAAGUUAAUCAAAUUACUGAAAAGUGAAGCUGAUGAGGUUGUCUCAAUCAUUCCUAUUGUUGGACUUGGUGGCCUGGGAAGACAACACUAGCCCAAUCAAUUUUUUUUGAUAGUAGAACCAAAACCUUUGAUCUACGGGUAUGGGUCUAUGUGUCUAAGAAGUUUGAUCUACAAAGAAUUGGGGAAAUAAUCAUAUCAACAGUGAGUAGGAGUACCAGUAUUGAGCCAAGCGAAUGGUACAUCACCCUAAAAGAUGGCAAUUUGCAGUCCAUUACUGAAAUGUUGAAAAGUAUGCUCCCUACCAAAAAGUAUUUGAUUGUUCUUGAUGAUAUGUGGGAGGAAGGUGUGGAUAAUUUGGAAAAACUAAAGCAUAUGCUGCAAUAUGGUAGGAAGGGAAGCAAGAUCAUAUUAACUACACGAAUGCAACAUGUAGUGGAUAAAUUGGAUAUUGGUGCUCUAGCUAGUCAAGGAAUAAUCCGCCCUGUGCGCAAGAGUGACCAAAUCAAUUUAAGCAUUUUAUCAGAUGAUGACUGUUGGAAUGUGAUGCGACAAACACCAUUCUGGCAAGGUGAGGAUCUAUGUGGAUUAGAACCAAUUGGUAGACAAAUCGCUAAGAAGUGUGCAGGUCUACCACUACUAGCACGAUCUCUUGGAUUUUUGUUAUCCCAACAUAAGUCUACAGAGGCAUGGGAAGAUAUAAGGGACAAGAAGAUUAUUUUGGGUAUGGAAGAAAAUACUUUGUUGCAAGAGCCUUUGGAGGGCCUCAUGUUGAGCUAUUACUACAUGCCGUUAAAGUUCAAGUUGUGCUUCACAUAUUGUGCAGUUUACGCCAAGGGCUUUACUAUCGCUAGUGACAACCUCAUCCAGCAAUGGAGAGCCCUUGGAUAUAUUCAAUCAAUCAUCGAUGGCAAACACUGUGUCGACUAUUUGUUGGGGAUGUCUUUUCUUCAAAUUUCCAAGACUUCUCAGAAUGCUCCAGAGGAUGCUGAAGGUCCCAUCAAGGUGACGAUGCAUGAUUUGGUUUAUGAUCUUGCAACGAUAAUACUUGGCCAACAGUUAAUUGCUCUAAAUGAUCCCAAAGAAUUGACUCAGAACAGCCUUGAGAAGAAUUAUUGCCGACAUAUGCAGUUUAUCAAUUAUCAGAAGCAGUCUAUUGAUCGGAAAAAAAUUCCAAGUAAAAUUAGAUCUCACCACUUUACAGAGUGCGAUAGAUUGCAGCUUCAAGAUAAGUCAUUCUCUAAAUGCAAGUAUUUGCGUGUCUUGGACAUAAGUGAAUGUUCCAUCCAAGGGAAAUCUGUCCCCAGCAACAUAUCGUUGCCAUCUUCCAUUCAUCAACUAAUGCUGCUAAGGUACCUCGAUGCCUCGGGCUUGCCAAUUACAUCACUUCCGAAAUCCUUGCAUAAACUUCAGAAUAUGCAGACACUAAUUCUGUCUAACUGCGCACUUGAAACCUUGCCUAAUAAUAUUGGUAGCCUUCUUAACCUUUGUUAUUUGGACCUAUCUGGCAAUAGCAGCCUCAAUAAGUUACCCGUGUCAUUUGGGGAGCUCUCUGGACUCUGGUUCCUCAACCUAUCAGCAUGCUCUAAAUUUUAUGAGCUACCUGAGUCAAUUGGCAAUCUUAUUUCUUUACGUCAUCUAGACAUGUCAGGCUGUAAUGUGCUCCAAAAGCUCCCUGACAAGUUCGGUAGCCUUCCUAACCUCUUGUUCCUAAACUUGUCCAGCUGUUCGAAACUAGUUAAACUGCCUGACAGUAUUAACAUCAAGUCUUUAGAGCAUCUAAACCUAUCAAGUUGCCACCAACUACAAGGCCUACCAAACAAUUUUGGCAAUCUUGAAAAUCUCAUGUUCUUAAACCUCUCUGACUGCUACAAUGCACAUAUGUUACCAGAGUCCUUUUGCCGACUUAAGCAUCUUAAAGACCUAGAUCUUUCAGACUGUCAUGAUAUAAAAGAGCUCCCUAAAUGCUUUGGUAAUCUUUCUGAGCUUCAUUCUCUGAAUCUAACAAGCUGUUCUAAGCUGCAAUCAUUGCCCGAGCCAUUUGGUGGUCUGUCAAAGUUGAAGCGCCUUGAUUUGUCAUAUUGUAUAAGGCUUGAAAAUCUGCCAUCGUCAUUUCGUAGCUUGAAGCUUCAAGUACUGUACAUGUGGAAUCUCCAUGAGUUGCCAGAGGGUAUUAGCAACAUGACUAGUCUCAUCAAGUUUGAAGUCCACUCAGUAAAGGGGUGGGAUAUAGAUUUCUUUGGAACUCCUUCCAUUUUGAGGCUGCCUUACAGGGUAGUAGAACAUAGUGUACAUGAACUAAACGAGGUGGGUUAUGGGCCACAUAGCAGUAUAGUGAGCAUUGGGAAAUUGGCUUGUCAACACCUACGGAUUAAUCACCUUGAGAAAGUCAAGCAUUCGGAAGAUGCGGAGAGAGCUAAACUGAGAGAUAAUGCUGACCUCCAGAAGCUAUGCCUUUCCUGGGGCCAUGAAGAUAUGACAGAGAACAAGAGAGAUGCAGAGGUGUUGGAGAACCUUAUUCCUCCUCGGACUCUACAAGGAUUCGCACUAAGAGGUUACAUGGGCACAAACUUCCCUAAAUGGAUGCUUGAGAUAUCCUCCUAUCUUCCGUAUCUCACCAGUAUCAAACUCAUGAAUUUAGCAUGUGAUGCUAUUCCUCCACUUGGGAUGCUGCCCAAUCUCAGGCUGUUGCUUAUCAUCCUAAUUCCCAACAUCAGGAAGAUCGGAAAGGAAUUCUAUGGAGAGAAAGGAGCAUGCAAAAGGUUGCGAGUUAUUCAAUUAUAUGGAUUGAAGAACUUGGAGGAGUGCUGGACAACACGAUCAGGUGAAGAAGGUGAUGAUUUCUUAAUCCCUAAUUUGCACAUGUUGGAUGUAUGGGACUGCCCAAAGUUGAAGUUCCUGCCGUAUCCCCCCAAAAGUAUGUAUUGGGACUUGACCUAAGGCGAUGA